AUGACAGCAGACCCGCCAGCCUCCACGCCGAUGGUCGAACAUCCUUGGUAGGAACUCCUUCAAAAAGAAGCUCGCGCAUGCGCAGAUAUAACUGACCGCUCUCACACCACACCAGGGACCCAUAUGGCCACGCCAUCCUCGUCCACGUCGGCCAGGGCGCCCACGAAACGCUCUUCAAAGUCGAAGCCAGCGCCAUGCGCUACUAUUCCGGCUACUUCAAAAUGGUAACCUCGGAACCCAGCUUCACGGGAAUCCUGCGCCUGCCCGGCGAGAGCCCCGAAAUCUUCGCCAUGGCAUACCAAUACCUGACCCUGCGCACUUUCUUCCCCCACAGCGCCCCGACCCAGAGCUUCGACCGACUCAUCGAUCUCUACGCCUUCGGAGUCCGGCGCAACAUGCCCCUCAUUCAGAAUACAGCCGCCGAUCUCUUCGCGACAAAGAUCAAGCAGGAGAAGGUCCUACCGGAUCGCUGGGCGAUCGAAUACCUCUGGGAGCAGACUUCGCCCGGGGCGCUCUUGAGGCAGGAAUUUGUGGUUCUUGUGAGGGAGAUGUGGCUUUCGGAUCGCGGAAGCUAUCAGCACAGUGUCUGGAACGAAUUGGUGGGGGGCAAGAGUGAGGAUCCGGAGCGGCUGUGUUGGGUUGCGGAGGAGUUUGUGAGGGCGGGGCUUUCGGUGCGGGUGAGUGCGAAGACGACGAGGAGACUGCAGGCUUGUGAGUGGCAUGUGCAUGAGAAGGGGGAGUAUUGUGAGGGGAGCGAGGAGGCGAGGUUGUGGCAUGGUGGGCCGAUUGGGCGUGUGGAGGAGCAGCUGAGAGUGAGGAAGAGGAGUCGGAGUCGGAGUCGGAGCCCUGAAGAGAUGGAUCUGGGAGGCUCUUUUCGUUCGGGUUGA
Messenger RNA from Lecanosticta acicola, 887 nucleotides. NCBI's taxonomy places the organism in Eukaryota, Fungi, Ascomycota, Dothideomycetes, Mycosphaerellales, Mycosphaerellaceae. The record is from the annotation of a GenBank genome assembly.